AUGCUGCCCUCAGUGACAGGGUCCUCCACCCGGCCCAUCUCGAUCCUCCUCAUCAACCCAAACUCAACACCCUCCAUGACCGAAGCUUGCCUCCGGAGCAUCUCAAGCACCCUCCCGCCGCACGUGACAGUCCACGGCUUCACGGCACCGCAGACAGCCCCAACCGCCAUCGAGGGCCGCGCUGACGCCGUCCUCUCCGCAGCAGACUGCUUCCGGGCACUGCACCCAAUCAUCACCGACCCGUCUCAGCCGCACUUCGACGCCUUCCUGGUGGCAUGUUUCUCCGCACAUCCCUUGGUCCCGAUGCUCCGGGAGGAGCUCACGCAGCCCUGCAUUGGGAUCAUGGAGGCGUCGCUGUAUGCAAGUAGGAUGUGCGGGGAAAGGCUAAGCGUUAUAACUACGGGGCAGAGGUCGCGGUUCUUGCACCAGGACUCUAUUAAUACGACCUACGGCCUGGGGAAUUUCUCCGUGGGUUGCGAGGCAGCGGAUAUUGCCGUGCUGGAAUUAGACUCGCGGCCCAAGGAGGAGGUCUACGCGGGCCUGGCCAGCGCGGCAAAGAGGCUGGUCGAGAGGGGGGCAGACUGCAUCUGUCUUGGAUGCGCAGGGAUGACGGAGAUGAGGGACGUCUGCCAAAAGGCCGUCGGCAUGGCCGAGAGGGAGGUCAUGGUUGUUGACGGCGUGGCUGUAGGAGUGCAUUUUCUGGCCGGGCUAGCGAGCGAAGGAUUGGGCACCGCCAAGGGCGGAUUGUAUCGCAGCUCUGCGGCCGGGCGGGAGAGGAGAGGGCAGAGUUGGAUUUAG
Diaporthe citri is the source of this 798-nucleotide messenger RNA. RefSeq lists its product as uncharacterized. The transcript has a single exon. Lineage: Eukaryota; Fungi; Ascomycota; Sordariomycetes; Diaporthales; Diaporthaceae. The record is from RefSeq and is a predicted model, not a curated record. The coding region runs from base 1 to 798 and encodes 265 amino acids.